CGCCGCACUUGCGAUGGUGGCGGGUGCUGUGGUGGUGUCGUUCGUGCUCCAUGCCGCCGCUGUGCUCCUCUUCACGAAUGGGUUCUUCCUCACACGCUAUGAAGCUAAAGAAGUGAGCACGUGCACCGAGGAGGCGGCCGUUGCGUCUUCCAUGCACCAUCACCUCCGCCGACAGAACGGUUCAACGUCAGGAUGCUGGAGCAAUGUGAAGUUUCCUCGAGUCGUGUAUAUUGUAAUCGACGCCUUGCGCUACGACUUUAUGCACGAAGCUUCCCAAAUCGAGCAACGGCAGAAAGCGAAAGACGGCGGACAGUACUUUCUCAAUCACUUGCCGCACGUCCAUGCGGUUCUUCGCGACAGACCAGCGCACAGUCUCUUGCUCCGCUUCGUGGCCGAUGCCCCCACCAUGACGAUGCAACGGUGGGGUUUCUAAGCUCUCUUCUAGAAGAUCACAAUUCCACCUUGUGUGACAGACUCAAAGGCCUGACCACGGGCACUCUACCGACCUUUCUCGACAUUAAAGAUAACAUGCACAGCGAAGAGAUCGUUGAGGAUUCAUGGAUCAAGCAGCUUACGGCGCUCAACAAGAGCAUCGUGUUUAUGGGCGACGACACGUGGGGCAAGCUGUACCCGACGUCGUUCCUUCGAAACUACUCCUACGAUUCGUUCAAUGUGAAAGACCUCGACACCGUCGACAACGGCGUGCUGGAGCAUUUCUUCCCCGAACUGGUCAACCAAACCGACUGGGACGUCCUCAUCGCGCACUUUCUUGGGGUCGAUCAUGUCGGUCACACGUUUGGGCCGAACCACCCGAAGAUGCAGUCCAAACUGCAUCAAAUGAACGAAUUCCUCGUCGAGUUGACCAACACGUUGCCUUCGGAUGUCUUGGCGGUUGUGCUGGGGGACCAUGGCAUGAGCAGCGACGGCAACCACGGCGGCGCCACCGACGACGAGACCGGCGCCGCCUUGUUUCUGUUCUCCAAGGCACGGCCGCUGCAUGCGCUGGACCAAGACCGGUCCAUGUACGACGUUCUCUUUGACUCGCCCAACGAAGUGGCCCAAGUGGACCUCGUGCCUACACUUUCUCUUCUCAUGGGGCUCCCCAUUCCAUUCGGCAACCUCGGCGCUGUCAUCCCGAACCUCUUCUUCGAGUCCACCGGUCCAGGAGCGUUCAAUGUCACUGAUGCGCUAACCCACCUCAACGAUGCCCUUUGGGUGAACGCCCAUCAGCUGCGACACCAGUUCCUGACCACACAAACCAUUCGCAUGGAUUUGCCUGCCAUGAUACAACUUGAAAAAGUGUUUGCAGCGGCCCAAGCCAGCGCCAUGGACGCCCAUGCCACGCACAGGCUGCUUCAGACCUAUCUCCGUGAUGCUCUGUCCCUCUCACGGGCGCUAUACACCCAAUUCGAUCUCGUGAGCAUGAUCCACGGCAUCGCUCUCCAACUUGCAGCCUUUGUGGCGCUUCACUUUGGCUCGUUCUGUCUCCGUCGUCUUCCGAUGGCGCUAGGCGUCGGGUGCUUUGUCGGGUUUACCUGGCCAUUCAUCGCUUCCCACGUUUCGGCGCUGCUUCCUGGUGCGCCGCUUCCUCGCUACCUUGCGACUGCCGGCCUCUCCACCGCCUUACUAGCGUUUCGCUAUCGUCCUUUCGUAAGUGCUUCAACUCACUUGUCACGACGAAGCGUUGGCCUCGCGAUGCUGGUCGUCCUACACUGCGCCAGCCUCUUCUCCAACUCGUACCUGGUCGUGCAAGACCGUGUCCUGCUCUUCCUCAGCGCCACGACCGUUGCUCUCCUCGGCAUGGACAUCCUCGUCCAACGCAAGUGGUCCCACCUGCCGCCGUUCAUGCUCCUCUGUGUCGUCCACCGCCUCUUCGCCGCGUGGCCGCAUCCGAACAUUGUGUUCACGACGGUGACCGUCCAAAUGACGUGGAUACCCAUGGCGGCCCUGGGCGUUUGGAUCUGUUUCGUCCAUCCACUCAGCUUGAUCAGCUAUGUCUGCGUAUGGCUCUACUGGUUCGACGUUUUUCCGCUCUUCCUUCCCUGGGUUGUCUACGGCUGGACCAUCCUCCAUUUGAGGCAGCCAUCGUCGCCGCUGCUUGUGCUCGUGCUCCUCCACGGCCCAUCGUCGCCCGGGACAUUUGCCCUCUUCAUUGCCAUGGCGACCCUCUUCCAUUCCCUCGACAAGUCUCCGUCGGUGCCGACGACCGUCGGGUACUGCUUCCUCGUCCACACAUUGUACUUUCAAUCGGGCCACGGGAAUUCUUUCGCGAGCCUUCAAAACGCCGCCGCUUUUGUCGGUAUGGCCAAAUUUCAAUGGCACAUUGCUGGUGUGCUGCUGGCCGUCAACACGUUCGGGGCAUUUUGGCUUGGCCUUGCCCUCGUCCCCACGCCUGCCACUCAAACGACGACGGUUGUGACAGGGUACUUCACGCUCUCCGCCAUAUGCACCACGAUCUUUGUGGCGAUCUGCCGCCGCCAUUUGAUGGUCUGGGCAAUCUUUGCGCCAAAGUUUGUGUUUGACGCAGCUAUCUCGGUCGCGGUGCACGGCCUCGUCCUGGCCCAGGCGUUGCUUGGUCAUGUUGAAAAGUCGGACGGCGACUGUAAGAUGGCGCAUCUUUCUUAGUCGUACAAACUUUCGUCGUACUGAAUGUGGUCGUCUAUGUUUUUGGCCGCCCCAUUGAGCGACUUCCACGUGA
This is a messenger RNA of Aphanomyces invadans, 2698 nucleotides long. RefSeq lists its product as hypothetical. Lineage: Eukaryota; Oomycota; Saprolegniomycetes; Saprolegniales; Verrucalvaceae. The transcript is spliced from 3 exons. The record is from RefSeq and is a predicted model, not a curated record. Gene Ontology annotation, molecular function: mannose-ethanolamine phosphotransferase activity. The coding region runs from base 193 to 2625 and encodes 810 amino acids. Gene Ontology annotation, cellular component: endoplasmic reticulum membrane. Gene Ontology annotation, biological process: GPI anchor biosynthetic process.